UUCCUUUUUAGAUCUCUCCAUUCCUUCUGAAUGCAGUUGUUCAUCAGUGACAUGAGUUCAGUCCUCCUAAGCAAACAAACGUCGAUUUUGUCAAAGAUUACUGAGAGCUGCUAAUCAACAAACCUGAAUAAUAAAGAAAGAUGGCAGCAGCUGUUGGACUGUUGCUGAUGAUACUUGGAGUCUCUCAAGGUCUGUCAGCUCACUGUGAUGUCAGAAAGGAUGGAGUUCAAUGUAACGUGACUUUGGGAGAAACUGUGUUUCUACAGCUGAUGAACAACACUUCGGGAAUUAAAAUUGACUUGAAAAAGGAAAAUGUAAAUUUACUAAGAGUGAGGGAAAAUGGAAUAGCUGUAAAUGAACUAAAAGACAGAUCAGAUUUUAUACCCAAUAAUGGAACAUUCAGGAUUAAUGACCUGAAACACAGUGACAGUGGUAAAUAUAACCUUACAGUCUUUGAUACAGAUGGGAAGUGGACAGAAACUCGAACUUUUCAUUUGUCUGUUCAAGCGGUGAAAACUUUCUGUGACGGCAGACAAAAUGGAUCUCAGUGUUUUGGAGUUUUGGAAGGAGAAGUAGAAGUUCAGCUGAUGGACAACGUGUCAGAAAUACCCAGAUUCAGAUGGACAAUGAAUAAUAUUGUGAUACUCAAUUGGACGAAUGAAAAAGACAUUGGUUUAAAGAACGACGACAGAAUAACCUUUGUUCCCAGUAAUGGAUCAAUCAGGAUCAAUGACCUGAGAAGGACUGAUAGCGGUGAAUGUAAACUUGAAAUGUUUGAUGGAAAUAGAAAAAAGACAUUGAAAACUCUGCAACUAUUUGUUAUAGCUCCUGUGUCCUCUGUCCAGCUGGUUGCUGAGUGUUUGCUCCAGGGACAGAUGAAGGUGUCCUGUGUGUCUCAAGGUGACAGUCCUCAGUACAGCUGGACUCUGGAUGGACACACACUGACAGACUCUGAGCUCUUCUCUAGAAAUACUGAGACCAACAUCAUCGUUCUGAGACAAAACAUCCUAGGACAUCUGGUCUGCUCAGUCAGGAAUCUAGUCAGUAACUCCUCACAAGAGAUGAACUUAACUGGCUGUGAACCAUCCUCCUGGCUCACUUUGGGAUUGCGUAGCAUAGUUGUGGUUCUUCCUUUAAUUGGCCUUUGUCUCUACGUCACUUGGAAGCAAAAGAAAUAUGAAAAAGCCAAAUCCUCGGCCAUCCCACCCACAGUGGAGAAUCCAGAGGACUCUGUCCUGAUGGUUCAACUGAGCUCUGCACCUUAGAUUGAUGACAUUAUGACUUUAAUUUGUAAAAAUUCAACAUAAGCUCACAAAUAUAAACAUGUAAAUAGUUCUGGGAUUUGCUGCCAUGUUUCAUGAGUGUUUUAUCAUACAACAUUCCAAUCUGUCUUAUUUCAAUUAUGUUAAAGUGAAACUUUUUGUUUAAUUUCUUUCUUGUGAUAUAUAUAGUCAACAUUCUGUCUCAUGUUUUUUAUGUAUUUUCCAAUUUAUUGUGCUUUCAAUAAAUUAGCAUUCAUCUAUUAUUGAGUUGUACUAUGAGCUUAUUAUGAGAUACAAUGGUGUGAAUAAGUGUUUGCCCUGAUUUCCUGUUUUUUGUAUGUUUCUCACACUUAACUUAAACUAACUUACUUCUAAGGACGUCUUACAUGUGUUGGAACCACUGAAGUAAACAGUAGUAGUCAUACAAAACCAGCAGGGGAAAAUAGAAACUUCACAGAAAAUAUCUGAACAUGUAGCAAACAUGGAAGUUGUUUUUGUUUUUCUUGAUGCAACUUGGACUGUUUUAAAUGUGUGUACAAUAAAUAAACUACAUGUUACAAGAAUCUAUUUUUUUUAGCAACUGUAUAAGCAUAAGUAUUUUAAAUAAACUUUAUUUGUAUAAAGAUCUCUCUUUCUGAUUGUAAAUAAGUUUAAAUUUCUUUUCAAAAAAAGAUAUUUAUCAAGUGCUGAUUCGAAACUACUGUCAUCAUUUGUGUUAUAAUUUUGUUUGUGCCUUUUUAUUCAGUUACAAUAACAAAAUUGCUUUUUCAGGAAAUGGACACACCCUUUAAGAAUUAUUUCAAUAUUCAUCACCUCAUUAUAUAGAAACCUGUUUAAAAAUGUUUCUCAAAAAACGUGUCAUUCUUAGAGAGUGGAAGUCUGCCUCACCUCCCUCCUUUAAAUGCUGGCUGAACAACAUGACUUCCUGUUUACAUCUUGAAAAAAUACGCUACACUCUCAAUAAUAAUGUACACAGAUAUGUUGGGACGUGGGGGCCAUUCCUUGAACUUUUGAGUAAUACCACUGGACACGGGUAGUGACAGACUAGCGUCUGCUCUGUGGCCCUGCUGCCUCCCUGCCUGUCAGAAAGGCUGUAGGUUGGCCUCUCGGUUGGUACACAAGACACUUAAAACACCCUGAUGCACUCAUUUCCAGCAGUAUGCGGAGGAGCUGAAUAUUUUAUUUAGUUAUCUUACUUGUUUUAGUUGUACAUAUUAACCUUCUCUCUUUUUUUCUUUU
Molecule: messenger RNA, 2501 nt
Organism: Gambusia affinis (western mosquitofish)
Lineage: Eukaryota; Metazoa; Chordata; Actinopteri; Cyprinodontiformes; Poeciliidae
Product: carcinoembryonic antigen-related cell adhesion molecule 1-like
Exons: 5
Coding region: 141-1265 (374 amino acids)
Source: RefSeq, a predicted model, not a curated record